Teleopsis dalmanni is the source of this 1032-nucleotide messenger RNA. Its product is annotated as protein RecA-like. Gene Ontology annotation, biological process: DNA repair. The transcript has a single exon. The record is from RefSeq and is a predicted model, not a curated record. Lineage: Eukaryota; Metazoa; Arthropoda; Insecta; Diptera; Diopsidae. Gene Ontology annotation, molecular function: ATP binding; ATP-dependent DNA damage sensor activity; single-stranded DNA binding. Gene Ontology annotation, cellular component: cytosol.
AUGGACAAGACCAAGGCGCUUGAAGGCGCACUCAGCCAGAUUGAGCGUGCUUUCGGCAAGGGCUCGAUCAUGCGCAUGGGCCAGCGGCCAAAAGUGGAAACGAAUGUGAUUUCCACCGGCUCCAUCGGGCUGGAUAUCGCGCUGGGGAUCGGCGGCAUGCCCCGGGGCCGCAUUGUCGAGAUCUAUGGCCCGGAAAGCUCGGGCAAGACCACACUUGCCCUGCAUGUUCUGGCCGAAGCCCAGAAGAAGGGCGGCACCGUCGCCUUCAUCGAUGCCGAACAUGCGCUCGACCCCGGUUACGCCCGCAAACUCGGCGUCAAUAUCGACGACCUUCUCCUGAGCCAGCCGGAUGCCGGCGAACAGGCUCUGGAAAUCGCCGAUACGCUCGUCCGUUCCGGCGCCGUGGACGUUCUGGUCGUGGACUCCGUUGCGGCUCUCGUCCCGCGCGCCGAGCUUGAAGGCGACAUGGGCGACAGCCAUGUUGGUCUGCACGCCCGUCUCAUGAGCCAGGCUCUGCGCAAGCUGACGGGAACGGUCUCGCGCUCCAACACGCUCGUGAUCUUCCUGAACCAGAUCCGUAUGAAAAUCGGCGUGAUGUUCGGCAAUCCGGAGACGACCACGGGCGGCAACGCCUGAAUUCUACCCCUCCAUCCGCCUGAAUACGCCGCAGCCGCUCCACAAGGACAAAGGACGAGGUUGCGGCACCAGACCCGCGUCAAGGUCGUCAAGAACAAGAUGGCCCCCCCGUUCCGUCAGGUCGAGUUCGACAUCAUGUAUGGCGAAGGCAUCAGCAAGAUGGGCGAACUGCUCGAUCUGGGCGUGAAGGGCAACAUCGUCGAGAAAUCCGGCGCAUGGUUCUCUUUCGACAGCCAGCGGAUCGGUCAGGGACGUGAGAACGCCAAGCAGUUCCUGCGUGACCAUCCGGAAAUGGCCUCCGAAAUCGAACGGCGUAUCCGUGCCGAAGCCGGUGUUCUCGCCGACGCUCUGAUGACGGACCCCGAACCCGACGCAGACGGCGCUUCGGAAGACUGA